Lobosporangium transversale is the source of this 782-nucleotide messenger RNA. RefSeq names its product GNAT domain-domain-containing protein. The record is from RefSeq and is a predicted model, not a curated record. The transcript has 7 exons. Bases 100 to 774 code for a protein of 224 amino acids. Gene Ontology annotation, molecular function: N-acetyltransferase activity. Lineage: Eukaryota; Fungi; Mortierellomycota; Mortierellomycetes; Mortierellales; Mortierellaceae. Gene Ontology annotation, biological process: protein acetylation.
GGUUUGGGAUUGGACAGUCACAACAGAUCCCCCAAGUUGGAGCCCAAACCAAAGAAGAGAGAGAGAGAGAGAGAGAAUAACCAAAAGAUCUGAUCAACAAUGCGUGCAAAUGAGAAGAUUGCUUUGGUGGGCGAGAAGUGUGUGCUAGUCCCGUAUCUCAAAUCACACGUCGAGCACUAUAACAAAUGGAUGCAAUCACCAGAAUUGCUGGAAUUGACUGCUUCUGAACCUCUGACACUGGAGGAAGAAUAUGCAAUGCAAGAAUCCUGGCGAGUUGAUGAGAACAAGUGUACCUUCAUCAUCCUUGCCAAAGAAAGUCCAGAUCAAGAAAUAACUUCAGAAAAUGCACUUCAGCAAAAAAUGGUAGGGGAUGUCAACUUGUUUUUCAACGAUCAUGACGAUCCCCACUCGGCAGAGAUUGAAAUCAUGAUUGCAGAACCUUCAUAUAGACGCCAAAAGAUGGGUAUUGAAGCCAUUCGCAUGAUGAUCACCUAUGCAUACCAAUCAUUAGGAACAAAGAGGAUUACGGCCAAGAUCUCGACCGAGAACAAGGGCUCGAUCCAGUUGUUUCUCACUCAACUUGGGUUUGUGCAGAUUGGUUAUUCAGAAAUCUUUGGUGAGGUCACUCUAGAGAGAACUCUAAUACAAGAAGUGGCAAAAGGUGACGAACCCGAGCCUCCUUCCGGCCAAGCUGUUGACAAGGAUAUCAUCAAGGCCUUGACCCAGACCCAAUUCAAGACCCUGGAACUCAAUCAAGAGGACCUAGACCACUGAGAAAUAGU